Molecule: messenger RNA, 432 nt
Organism: Aspergillus welwitschiae
Lineage: Eukaryota; Fungi; Ascomycota; Eurotiomycetes; Eurotiales; Aspergillaceae
Exons: 1
Coding region: 1-432 (143 amino acids)
Source: RefSeq, a predicted model, not a curated record
AUGGCCGGUCACAUGGGAUCAGGCUUGCCAGCGGAGUUAGAGCGUCAUCUUGCGAGAGCGCCCAGGGAUCAAUUGCUAGAGCACCUUGCUCUGAAGAUCGAUUCGGCUGAUCCUCAUGGACCGCCACGGGCGUAUGGUCUGUCGAAGCGCGGAAAUAUACUUCGCGUUCAGGCUUCAGCUAAAGCGUGGGGACGCGUUGGGGGGAGAGUCAAUUCUGUUAGUCCCGGGGUUAUCUCUACAAGCGCUGGGAGGCAAGAAAUCAAUGGUCCAGCUGGGAAGUUUAUUGCCAUGAGUCCUGUGGGUCGUGUGGGCACGCCGCAGGAUGUUGUGAAUGCUGUGGCAUUCUUGGCUAGUCCCAAAUCGUCUUUCAUUACAGGGAAUGACAUUCUCGUGGAUGGUGGGGUCGUGUCAUCGUCAAAGUGGGAUAAUUGA